Rangifer tarandus platyrhynchus (Svalbard reindeer) is the source of this 396-nucleotide messenger RNA. The record is from the annotation of a GenBank genome assembly. NCBI's taxonomy places the organism in Eukaryota, Metazoa, Chordata, Mammalia, Artiodactyla, Cervidae.
AUGGGCAGGAGCCAUCUCCCAUUGUCUUGGAGCCAGGCCCUGAGCCCCCGGGCUAAACAGGAGGCCAGUGACCAGAAGCGGGCCCAGGACCGUGAUGAGGAAAGAAGGCAGCAGACACUGAGGAGUGACCCAGUAUCUCCAACCAUGGCCCGGAACAGAGACCCUAAGAAGGAUGAUUAUUCCAAGGAGGAGAUGGCAGUGGCCACAGAUGCUACAGCCUUGGUGGAUGAGCCGGAGUCCAUGGUGAACCCGGGAUUUAUCCAGAACGACUCCUGUGAGAAAGGGCCGGACUCCCCAGUGGCCCUCGUGUACCUGAACGAAAUCCGCAGAGACAUCUCUGCAGGACUCUUCUGCAAGCAAAACUUGACACUUAUUAGUCCAUACACUAAUUUGUAA